Penicillium alfredii is the source of this 1623-nucleotide messenger RNA. Its product is annotated as amino acid permease. Bases 1 to 1623 code for a protein of 540 amino acids. The transcript is spliced from 8 exons. NCBI's taxonomy places the organism in Eukaryota, Fungi, Ascomycota, Eurotiomycetes, Eurotiales, Aspergillaceae. Gene Ontology annotation, molecular function: amino acid transmembrane transporter activity. Gene Ontology annotation, biological process: amino acid transmembrane transport. The record is from RefSeq and is a predicted model, not a curated record. Gene Ontology annotation, cellular component: membrane.
AUGACAGACAAACUCGAUUACAAUGCCGUUGCUUAUCGGGCCCCCAAUGAUGGCGAUACCACAAGUUUCCGAUCGGCGAACACCAAUCGGCCCGAUGAGGAGGCCGCAAAGGAUCCCGGGGUCGCUCCAUUAAAGCGCCAGCUACGCUCAAGGCAUUUGCAGAUGAUUGCAAUUGGGGGCAUUAUUGGUCCUGGGCUGCUUGUCAAUUCUGGAAAUGCGCUACAUCAAGGUGGACCAGCAGGCGCGCUCAUCAGCUUUUGCUUGGUUGGCAUUAUUGUGUUUUUUGUUAUGCAAUCUCUUGGCGAGAUGGCUACUGUUAUUCCGGUCUCGGGCUCAUUUACCGAGUAUGCAGAGCGUUUUGUCGAUGAUUCUCUUGCAUUUGCGCUGGGUUGGGCAUAUUGGUGGCUCUGGGUGACGGUUCUUGCCAACGAAUACAACGCAAUCUCGCUGGUCAUUGGAUACUGGACUGAUACCGUACCCCAGUGGGCAUGGAUCCUUAUAUUCUGGGUGCUGUUUCUGGGUCUAUCGAAUCUGGGUAUUCUGGCAUACGGCGAGAUGGAAUUCUGGCUCUCUCUCAUCAAAGUUCUAGCCCUGAUUGUCUUUUUCAUUCUUGCAAUCUGCAUCAGCUCUGGUGGUAUUGGUCCGCAAACGAUCGGAUUCAAGUACUGGGAUAAGCCUGGCGCGUUUGCAGAUGGCAUCAAUGGUGUUGCCGAAACUUUCGUCGUGGCGGGUACACUCUAUGCAGGCACUGAAAUGGUUGGAAUCACUGCGGGCGAAUCAUCAAAUCCUCGGCAUGCAGUGCCGAGGGCAAUCAAGCAGGUCUUCUGGCGCAUUCUGAUAUUCUACAUUGGUACAAUAUUCUUCAUUGGAAUUCUCAUGCCGUACAACGACAGACGCCUGCUGGACUCGGCCUCCAAAACUGCUAGUUCACCCUUGACCAUUGCCUUGACUGACGCCGGGAUUCUACCGGCAGCACAUCUCAUCAACGCCUUGAUUGUGGUGAGUGUGAUCUCGGCAGGCAACAGCUCACUAUACGUUGGAUCCCGCAUCCUACGGUUCAUGGCACAUAAUGGAAAGGCGCCACAGUUCAUUGGUCGCACCAAUCGUGCUGGCGUGCCCUGGGUGGCUCUGAUCUUUACCAAUGUUUUUGCCUGCAUUGUCUUCCUGUCGCAGUCAUCUAGUGCAGGAACAGUAUUCGAGGCUUUGGUAACCCUUUCUGGAGUGGCCACUUUCAUCGUCUGGGCUACCAUCACCGUUGCUCAUAUACGCUUCCGACGCGCCCUCGUUGCACAAGGCCAAGAUCCCUCGAAACUCCCCUACAAAGCGGUGCUGUAUCCCUGGGGCACAUAUUUUGCGUUGGCAGCCAACAUCUUCCUGGUUUUCUUCCAGGGCUACACCUGCUUUCUGAGCCCGUUCAGCGUGUCUGACUUUGUGAUCAACUAUAUUCUGCUGGUGGUCUUUGCGCUAUUUGCGGUUGUAUACAAGUUCUGUAACAAGACCCGCUUGGUCCGGCUGGAGGAUAUGGAUAUCUGGACUGGGAGGCGCGAGUACCCAGAGAUGGAGGAACAGUCACGCCCGAAAACAGUAUGGUGGUCACGCAUUUUUUCGGUGGUUGUUGGGUAG